Molecule: messenger RNA, 1146 nt
Organism: Gymnogyps californianus (California condor)
Lineage: Eukaryota; Metazoa; Chordata; Aves; Accipitriformes; Cathartidae
Product: serine/threonine-protein kinase mTOR-like
Exons: 8
Coding region: 1-1146 (381 amino acids)
Biological process (GO): protein phosphorylation; TOR signaling; negative regulation of macroautophagy
Cellular component (GO): nucleus; TORC2 complex; TORC1 complex
Molecular function (GO): protein serine/threonine kinase activity
Source: RefSeq, a predicted model, not a curated record
AUGUCGGGCACUGUGUCCAUUCUCCAACAAUUUGCCAAUGGCUUGAAGAGUCGCAGUGAAGAGACGAGGGCGAAAGCUGCCAAGGACUUGCAACAUUAUGUCACCAUGGAGCUCCGCGAAAUGAGUCAGGAAGAAUCUACCAGGUUUUAUGAUCAGCUGAACCAUCACAUAUUUGAGCUGGUCUCUAGCUCUGAUGCAAAUGAAAGGAAGGGUGGCAUUCUGGCUAUAGUGCUGUUGAAAGGUGCCGGCUUGACAACCCUGGACACUGAUGGCCUCUUUAUCUACAGAGCAGCAAGCCUUAUUGGUGUUGAAGGAGGUAACGCCACCCGUAUCGGCAGGUUUGCCAACUACCUGAGGAACCUCUUGCCAUCCAAUGACCCUGUUGUAAUGGAGAUGGCCUCCAAGGCUAUCGGGCGGCUUGCAAUGGCUGGUGACACCUUCACAGCUGAGUAUGUGGAGUUUGAGGUGAAACGAGCUCUGGAAUGGCUGGGAGCUGACAGGAAUGAAGGUCGAAGACAUGCAGCUGUUCUUGUCCUGCGUGAGCUGGCAAUCAGCGUGCCUACCUUCUUCUUCCAACAAGUGCAGCCAUUCUUUGACAAUAUAUUUGUGGCUGUGUGGGAUCCCAAACAGGCCAUCCGAGAGGGAGCUGUUUCUGCCUUAAGAGCCUGCCUUAUCCUCACCACUCAACGGGAGCCAAAAGAGAUGCAGAAGCCCCAGUGGUACAGACAUACAUAUGAAGAGGCUGAGAAGGGCUUUGAUGAGACUUUGGCCAAAGAGAAAGGAAUGAACCGUGAUGACCGAAUCCAUGGUGCCUUACUGAUCCUCAAUGAGCUAGUGAGAAUCAGCAGUAUGGAGGGAGAGCGCCUUAGAGAGGAGAUGGAAGAGAUCACUCAGCAGCAGCUUGUGCAUGACAAGUACUGCAAAGACCUGAUGGGCUUCAGUACCAAACCUCGCCACAUCACUCCCUUCACUAGCUUCCAGUCUCUUCAGCCCUCUCAGUCAAAUGCUUUGGCUGGUCUUCUGGGGUACAGUGCCCACCAAGGAAUCAUGGGUUUUGCAACCUCACCUGUCCCAGCAAAGUCUACAUUGGUAGAAAGUCGAUGCUGCAGGGAUCUAAUGGAAGAGAAGUUUGAUCAAAGCAAGUGA